CCCUCCCUGUGAAGUAAAGUAUAAAAGAUAGGACUCCUCAUUGACCAUCACACAAUCACUGAAGUUCUGAAAGAGAAGAUUUGACAAAAAUUGAUCAUGGCAGUCAUGAGAGCUCUUGUGCUUCUUUUCUUGGUCCUUUCUGUUGAGAAUGCAGCAGCUCGUGAAUGUCAUCAUGGAUGGACACCUUUUGGUGCGAAAUGCUACAAAUUCUUCUCUGGGUCAUUUGACUGGGUCACAGCUGAGAAAAACUGUCAAUCCGUUGAUGCAAAUCUUGCAUCUGUGCGCAAUACAGUGCAAAACAACUUUCUCCUGAGUCUGAUUGAUUCUGCUGACACACGUGUUUGGAUUGGUGGCCAUGAUGGUGAAGUGGAUGGACAAUGGCUGUGGUCUGAUGGAUCUCAAUUUGACUUUACCAAAUGGUGCUCUGGACAACCUGACAAUUAUCAAAAUAAACCAGAGAACUGCCUGGAGAUAAACUUUAGCAAUGACCGUUGCUGGAAUGAUGAGCCCUGUUCAACCACAAUGAGCUACAUUUGUGCCAAACCUCUGAUAUCAUAAAAAAUACUAUGAUUGUACUACAUGUACUAAGUUUUUUUCUGAUCUUAUCCUUAAAAGUUAGUGUCUUACUGAACCUUUCUGAAAACUUCAUUAAAUCAAUAAAAGCAUUUAUAAAGCA
Messenger RNA from Misgurnus anguillicaudatus (oriental weatherfish), 676 nucleotides. The record is from RefSeq and is a predicted model, not a curated record. NCBI's taxonomy places the organism in Eukaryota, Metazoa, Chordata, Actinopteri, Cypriniformes, Cobitidae.